UUUUUAUUUGCGCAAUGUUUCGGAUACUGAGAUGUUUGUUGAUUUGUUCGAUAGCGGUCAGCAUGGUCAAUAUUAGGGUGUUCACGAGGGCCAUGUCGACGGUGGCCAAGUCGUUCAGCGCUUUCGGCGUCGUCCCCGAUGUCAUCCCAGUGGCUCCAAAGGAUCUUGCUACCGUAAAGUAUCCCAGCGGAGCGGUCGUGUGCCAGGGCAACGUGCUCUCUCCCAUUAAAGCCCAGGUCAUCCCGCAAGUCAGCUGGAAAGCAAGCCCCGGCAAAUACUACACCGUCGCCAUGAUUGACCCCGACACGCCCUCCCCCGAGGUGCCUAAGUUCCGCGAAUUUAACCACUGGCUGGUCGCCAACGUGCCAGGCGACAACGUGACCGCUGGCGAAACGCUGACCACAUACUUCGGCCCCACGCCUCCGCCGGGUACUGGCCUUCACCGCUACGUGGUCUUGGUGUACCAACAAACUGGAAAGCUAUACUUCGAUGAGUCCAGACUCAUAUUCGCGGUCACACGCAUAUGGUUUUCCAUUCACAAGUUCGCGACCAAAUACGGCUUGGGUACCCCAAUUGCUGGCAACUUCUACCAGUCCGAGGUCUCACUUGGGUUAGGAAAAGUGCCCCUCAUUAAUAGUCUGCUGGGCCGUUAG
Cydia fagiglandana is the source of this 653-nucleotide messenger RNA. RefSeq names its product protein D2-like. Bases 15 to 653 code for a protein of 212 amino acids. NCBI's taxonomy places the organism in Eukaryota, Metazoa, Arthropoda, Insecta, Lepidoptera, Tortricidae. The record is from RefSeq and is a predicted model, not a curated record. The transcript is spliced from 5 exons.